Messenger RNA from Thyridium curvatum, 1077 nucleotides. RefSeq lists its product as uncharacterized. The transcript is spliced from 2 exons. The coding region runs from base 1 to 1077 and encodes 358 amino acids. The record is from RefSeq and is a predicted model, not a curated record. Lineage: Eukaryota; Fungi; Ascomycota; Sordariomycetes; Thyridiales; Thyridiaceae.
AUGGCGACCGCAAAGAGUUUCACCGAAAUUCCCCGCAUCGAUCUCUCCCUAGCCAGCGACCCCAAGACGGAACCACGCCUUCUAGCUGAUCUCCGCCACGCCUUGACCAAGGUCGGCUUUCUGUACGUCGAGAAUCAUGGCGUACCACAGGACGCAACCUCUGCCCUGGUAAACGCCCUCCCCGUACUUUUCGGCCUUUCAGACGACGCAAAGGACGAGGUAGCACUCACCAACUCGCCCCAUUUCCUGGGCUACAGCGCCGAUGGCAGCGAGAUGACUGCGGGGGAAGCAGAUCGCCGGGAACAGUUCGAGUUCGCCAAUGAGUUGACGGCCACCUGGACUGAGGGCGUUCCUAUCCGGGAGCGCUUGAGAGGGCCGAAUCCAUGGCCGUCAGCCUACCCAGCCAUCCGUCCCAUCGUUGAGAAUUACAUCCAAGAGAUGACAAAAUUGGGGGAGCGAUUCUUGCACUUGGUCGCCAAGGCGCUGUCACUGCCAGAAGAUAGUUUUCUUCCCUUUCUCUCGGACCAACACCGCCUGAAACUGGUACACUAUCCUGCACUGGGCGCAGAAGAAGCCGGCGGCCAGGGUGUUGGUCCUCACAAGGACUCUUCGGGGUGGUGGACAUUCCUCCUUCAGGCAUCCCCACCGCAUGUCAAGGGCCUGCAGGUCCUGAACAAAAGCGGCAAUUGGGUAGACGCGCCCGUUAUUCCGGGGUCAUUUGUCGUCAAUAUCGGACAGGCUUUCGAGGUCGUCACCAAUGGCGUUUGCAAGGCAACAACACACCGCGUCCUCGGCGGCUCCAUGGAACGAUACAGCGUUCCUUUCUUUCAAGGUGUCAGGCGUGACCUCACGAAAGCUGAGGCAGUGGGAACUUUGAGGGGGCACUUCGAGAAGCCAGAGUUCCGUACUGGUUCAUUAGAGUCAGAGGAAGGACGGUCAAUCGAUUCUGCUUUCCUGCGUGGCAAGUAUGAUACCUGGGGCGAGAGCCAGCUGCGGACCAAGAUCAGGAGUCAUAGGGAUGUAGGGCGGAGGUUUUACGCUGAUGUGUUUGACAAGUAUGUCACUGAUGACGCUUGA